Rotaria sordida is the source of this 762-nucleotide messenger RNA. The record is from the annotation of a GenBank genome assembly. NCBI's taxonomy places the organism in Eukaryota, Metazoa, Rotifera, Eurotatoria, Philodinida, Philodinidae.
AUGCUGCUCAUCGUUUUUAUUUUCUUUGUAAAAAUUGUCUUCUUAUCAUGUAUAUUCGAAAAUAAAAAUGAACAAAAUUUAUUUGAUGAAAUAAAUCGACAACGAAAAAAUUUUGGUUUAUCAAAUGUUGAAAUACAUUUAACAUUACAAUUAGCUGCAGAAAAACGUUGUUCAAAUCAAGAACAAUUAAUUGAAACAUAUCAAAGAAUGUUAUCAAAUACAUAUAGAGAUGAUGAUUGGCCAAGACAAGAACAACUUGAGAAAAUUUUUUCUCAUGUCAAUGAAAGAAUUUAUCUCAAUGGUAUUAAUAUUCACAAUGAUAUUUUUCAUAAAUUUCAUCUUAUACCAAAUACAUAUCAAAGAAAUUUUAUUUAUCUUGGUAUUUCUUUACAUGAAUAUAAAAAUUUUUCUGCUCAAUGUAUUAUUUAUGGUAAAUUGAAUAAUUCUAUUUCAAAUCAUCGUCGACUUAUACGUCUUCUUUAUAUUCUUAUUGGUUGUGGAAUAUUUUUGCUUAGUUUAAUUGUUUGUAGUAUUAUGAAUGAUCAACGACAAAUAAAAUUAAAACAACAAUUAGAACAACAAGAAAUAAUUGAUAAUAGACAUACAAUUGUUCCGAAAAAUUCAAUGAAUGUAUUGACUGAUAAUGAUCGAGGGUCAUCAUCAUUACGACGAACAGAUAUUAAUCGAAUAACAAUGGCACAAUUAGGUUCUACAGUUGAUGAACGUCCAUCAGCUGUUCAUAGUUUUUUUUCAAAGUCCUAA